CGUUUUGUAUGAAAAAAAGUGUCACCGAUACCUCUGGUAGCUACCUUUCAGCUUGUCACAGCUUGUGACAUGUUACUUGUGUUUCUCCUCAUCAGUCAGUUGUCCCAGUCAAUUUACCUGAACAGGCGUUAUAUGGUUCUAUUUACCAUAUGACUUGCCACAAAGCUGCCAAUAUGCAUCGAAUAGAUUGCACAUUGGAGAAGUGUGGUGCAUGUUUGUUAUGAAUAAUUAUAUUUACAAAUUUUUUCACUGCUUUGACGCAUGUGUUUGCGAAAAUUAACUCCCUUGCGGCCGUGUACGACUGAUAAUCUUUAUCUGAUGACUGAUUUGUUAAAUAAUUUAUUGGUGACAAAAAGUACUUGAACGUGAAAGCAACUAAUACCAAGCAGUAGUUAAAUUCACGAGCAAUAAAAGCUACAUUAAACACAACUAACUCAGUUUUCUGUUAGGUGUAUGUAGUCUUAUCCAUUUUAUGCAAGAGGGUAUUUCAUUUGGCGAACUUCAAGAGGCAAGAUGAAAAUUUACUGGGCCGCUUGUGUUCUUGCAUUCAUAGCAAGUGUUUUGUUACUGCCUGUUUUCCUACCGAUUAUUUUGCUUUUACUCAUUUACCAUGGAGGUGUUCGUUGUCUGAUUUAUCUAAAGGGAGCAAUCCCCCUUGCUGCUGACGAUGCGGUUUGGCAACAAGAUCGAAGUACUAAUCUACACAUUGUAAAUGCCGUCAUGUUCUUGGCGGGUAGGUUGACGCUCAAGAAUUUGGAAGAACUGGUUAACCAGCGUUUGGUGAAGUCCAAGCGAGCAAAUGGCGAAAAGCUUUGCCCUCGUUUAACCUGUUGUAUUGAUGUACUUUACGGACAGUACGUUUGGAUUGAAGACGGAGCAUUCAAAAUUGAAAACCACGUGCAGUUAUGGGGAGGAAAACAACCGAAAACUAUGCAAGACUUAGAGAAUGUAAUAUCAGAAAUCUCUUCACAGAUUUUACAACGCAAAAAGCCGCUUUGGGAGUUUAUUUCAAUUCCAACGCCGGACAUCAACGAUUCACACGUUAUUGUAUUUCGAAUACAUCAUAGUUACGCUGAUGGAGUCGCUUUGACGCGACUUUUUGUGAAUAAUCUUUUUGAUGUUCCUCUAAACCAUCAUGAACCAAUAAAAUUUUCAACAAAGAAGCGUUUUUUGAUGUUGACCAAAGCUGCACUUGUUGGGCCUUUGACCGUAAUUUCCAGAUGCCUCUCACCCAGAGAUUACUCUGAAAUCCACGGGAGUCAGUUAAAUGGAAAGAAAUUAGUAUCAUGGUCAAAAAAGUUUGAACUUGCUACCGUGAAAGAAAUAAAAAAUCGAACUGAGACGACUGUAAAUGACGUGAUGACGUCAUGUCUGUCUGGAGCACUGCGACGUUACCUACAAGAUCAUUCUGAGGAAAAACCAAAGGAUGUGUGGGCUGCUGUCCCCGUUGAUAUACGAAUGGAUAAAAGCUCGAUGAAGUUUGACAAUCGAUUUGCUUUGGUAUUUCUACGGGCUCCCGUGUCGAAGAAAGAUUGUAUUGAGCAAUUAUACGAAACGAAAAAGCGAAUGGACGAAAUCAAGAGAUCAGCUGAGCCUUUCGUCGCAGCGACAACCACCCAACUUCUCAUGUUGCUGCCUCAUUUCAUAUCUAAAACAAUUCUAGAUAUAUUCUCGUCAAAGGUUUCCUGUGUCCUAUCUAACGUUCCAGGUCCACAGUUCCCUCUUACCAUUGGGGGCAACAAAGCUUUGGGAGGAAUUUUCUGGCCACCAGCGAGAGCUAAUAUAGCAAUUAUGAUGUCAAUUUUCAGCUAUAACGGUCAAAUCGGUAUUGGUGUAAUGACGGAUGAAGCGAUAAUCCCGAAACCUAGUGAGAUUGUGGCUAACUUUGAAAAAAUAUUUACUGAAAUGUGUGAAACGAUGAACAUUGUGAAACCCUAAAUUGAUCACCACAAGACGUUAUUUACAAUUUCUAAGAUCUUUAAUAAAUUGCAUCGUAAUUAAUUUGCCAUAAUUUCAAGAUUUCAAAGAUGUAAUGUUUGUCAUAAAUAAAUUCAUACAAUAAUGCA
Molecule: messenger RNA, 2066 nt
Organism: Xenia sp. Carnegie-2017
Lineage: Eukaryota; Metazoa; Cnidaria; Anthozoa; Malacalcyonacea; Xeniidae
Product: putative diacyglycerol O-acyltransferase MT1809
Exons: 1
Coding region: 514-1938 (474 amino acids)
Biological process (GO): triglyceride biosynthetic process
Cellular component (GO): plasma membrane
Molecular function (GO): diacylglycerol O-acyltransferase activity; long-chain-alcohol O-fatty-acyltransferase activity
Source: RefSeq, a predicted model, not a curated record